Molecule: messenger RNA, 1629 nt
Organism: Pseudozyma hubeiensis SY62
Lineage: Eukaryota; Fungi; Basidiomycota; Ustilaginomycetes; Ustilaginales; Ustilaginaceae
Product: phenylalanyl-tRNA synthetase alpha chain
Exons: 1
Coding region: 1-1629 (542 amino acids)
Biological process (GO): phenylalanyl-tRNA aminoacylation
Cellular component (GO): cytosol; cytoplasm; phenylalanine-tRNA ligase complex
Molecular function (GO): ATP binding; phenylalanine-tRNA ligase activity; tRNA binding
Source: RefSeq, a predicted model, not a curated record
AUGUCGGCACCACAGAGGCUGGCAGGCGAGCCCACAGCAGAGUCGGUACUCGCCGCUCUCGACGCAGCUCCCGGUGGUAAGAUCGGCGACACGCGAUCCAUCGCACCCGAAGUCCCUACAACGUCGGCAGACUCGGCAGCCGACCCUGCCAAACGAUCCGAAGCCAACGAGGCCGUCUUCAAAGAGCGCGCACGAUGGCAGCUCGCCCUCUCCGAUGUGCUCAAGUCCUUGCUCAGCAAGGAGAUGGUCGCAAUGGAGAAGCUCGAAGAGACCACCUCGACACCGCUUCCCGAUGGAUUCGCACUGCUGCAAAAAGGCUCGCCAGAGAUCCGACUCGUCAAAGCGCUCCCCGACCAGGAAGGUGUCGGCAAAUCCAUGAACGAGCUCAAGGAGCUACUUGGAGCUGACACGCUCAAGAACGGCCAGAGUAACGCCUUCCGCAACAAGUGGGCAAAGAAGCUUCCUGACGGCACCUUUGGUAGAACCGAAGCGACGCUCGGCAAAUCCGACGCGGAGCUUCGCGACGAGAUCCAAGAGCAGAUCGCCGAAGUGCUUGAAACCGGCACACUCGCCGCCAGCGAUGCCGCCGCCGCCGACAAGAAGCUCGCCGAGCUCCGAAAGCGCAAAUUGGUGGCCACACGCAAGCUCGUCUACUUUUCCGUCGUCAAAGGACCUCAGUUCUCGCUCACCGUGCAAAAGCUCGAAACGGACCUGACCUUCGAUAUGCUUCAGUCCGGAUCGUGGAAGGAGGCGCCCUUCAAGAAAUACAACUUCAAUGCAGAAGGCGCUGUUCCUGCAUCAGGUGCUUUGCAUCCCUUGUUGAAGGUGAGGGAAGAGUUCCGAAACAUCUUCUUCGAAAUGGGUUUCACGGAGAUGGCUACGGAUCGAUUCGUAGAAUCAUCCUUCUGGUGUUUCGACUCGCUGUUCGUCCCGCAGCAACACCCGGCGAGAGAUGUUCAGGACACCUUCUUCAUCAAGGACCCACCGUAUGCAAAGCACAUUCCGGAAGACUACCUCAAGAGGGUCACGCAAGUUCACCAGGAAGGAGGAUUCGGAUCGGUCGGUUACCGCUACCCUUUCGACCGCCAAGUGACCGAGAAGCUGGUGCUUCGUACCCACACCACGGCGGUUUCCUCGGCGAUGCUGUACAAACUCGCCAACCAACCGGGCGGCUUCAAGCCCGCCAAACUCUUCUCCAUCGACCGCGUCUUCCGCAACGAAGCCGUCGACGCAACCCACCUCGCCGAAUUCCACCAGGUCGAAGGCGUCGUCGCCGACUACAACAUCACCCUCGGCGACCUGAUCGGCUUCAUGGAGGUCUUCUUCAAAAAGAUGGGCGUCACAAACCUUCGCUUCAAACCCGCCUACAAUCCGUACACCGAACCUUCGCUCGAAAUCUUCUCGUACCACCAGGGCUUGAAGAGAUGGGUAGAGGUCGGAAACUCGGGUAUGUUCAGACCCGAGAUGUUGAGACCGAUGGGUCUGCCGGAGGGAGUGAACGUGUUGGGUUGGGGUUUGAGUUUGGAGAGACCUACGAUGAUCAGGUAUGCGGUCAAGGAUAUCAGGGAACUGGUGGGUCACAAGGUUCCGAUUGAUAGUGUGGAGAAUGCUCCUGCUACCAGGUUUUAG